Messenger RNA from Solanum verrucosum, 1148 nucleotides. Its product is annotated as probable CDP-diacylglycerol--inositol 3-phosphatidyltransferase 2. NCBI's taxonomy places the organism in Eukaryota, Viridiplantae, Streptophyta, Magnoliopsida, Solanales, Solanaceae. Gene Ontology annotation, biological process: phosphatidylinositol biosynthetic process. The coding region runs from base 98 to 769 and encodes 223 amino acids. The record is from RefSeq and is a predicted model, not a curated record. Gene Ontology annotation, molecular function: CDP-diacylglycerol-inositol 3-phosphatidyltransferase activity. Gene Ontology annotation, cellular component: membrane; Golgi apparatus. The transcript has 10 exons.
UCUAUAAGUUUUUUUUUGUUUUUAAGUAGAUCGGAAGGCCAUCAUUUUCAAUCCAAUUCCCGCCGAUCAAAGUUACGGUGAGAACAAUCGUUCGAAGAUGGCCGGGAAAUCCAAACCUAAGCCGUUGAAUGUUUACCUUUAUAUUCCGAAUAUCAUCGGGUACCUGAGAAUUUUGAUGAAUUGUGUUGCAUUUGCUGUGUGCUUUGUGGACAAAAAGCUAUUUUCGCUUCUGUAUUUUGUCAGUUUCGUCUGUGAUGCUUUGGAUGGUUGGUUUGCUCGUAAAUUCAAUCAAGCUUCAACAUUUGGGGCUGUUUUGGACAUGGUGACAGAUAGGGUUAGCACUGCCUGCCUGCUGGUUAUUCUUUCACAGGUUUAUAGGCCUGGUUUAGUUUUCUUGUCGUUGCUUGCGCUUGAUAUUUCCAGCCAUUGGUUGCAAAUGUAUAGUACCUUUUUAGUAGGAAAGACAAGUCACAAAGAUGUCAAAGACAGCAGCAGCUGGCUAUUCAGGCUUUAUUAUGGAAAUAGGAUGUUCAUGGGCUACUGCUGCGUGUCAUGUGAGGUUCUUUAUAUUACAUUGUUCCUUCUUACAAGGAAAGAGACUGAUAGUCUUAUCGAUGUUCUUGUAAAUACUGCCACGGCAAGUUGGAUUUAUCUCGUCUUACUUGCUCUUCUUCUGUUCGGAUGGGCAAUCAAGCAAUUUGUUAAUGUUAUACAGAUGAAAACCGCGGCUGAUGCUUGUGUGCUGUAUGACAUGAACAAAAAACAGUAGCACUGACGUAGACGUAAAACAAGAGGCUUCUGCAAUAAUGUUUUUCUGGAUAGUGCAUUUUGGUUUUCUGUAUACCGUGUUAUAGUCACACAUUCAAUUGUCCUUCCAGGUAGAAGCUUCUUUGGUGAUGACUUGAAUUGGGAAAUUCUUUGAUGCAUCCAUUCUGUAGGAAAUGAUCUGAGAUUUUCAACUAACAACUGCUUAUGGCCUAAGACCCUAAUCAUGUGUGUCAUUUCCCCCUCGUCGUUGUGCCUAAAGUUGGAUAUGAUUCUAACGGUGCCUUUGUUGUCUAUUUUUUUGUUUUUGGUUUGUUUAGUUGGAAUGUACAUACUCUUUGGCUUAUCAUAGUGAUUUCAAUUUACGAAUAGCCAUUGGAUUU